Prorocentrum cordatum is the source of this 1530-nucleotide messenger RNA. NCBI's taxonomy places the organism in Eukaryota, Dinophyceae, Prorocentrales, Prorocentraceae. The record is from the annotation of a GenBank genome assembly.
AUGGACUUCAAGAGGUUUGGGGGCUCCGAGGCUGUGGGGAUGGGGGUCCUGACUAGGUCCAAGUUCACCCUGCUCCUCGCGGCGGUGGAGUUCCGCUUCCCGCGCAUGAAGGGGAGGCUGUGUCGAGUUAGGGCGGCCCUCAAGGGCUUGGACCAUGCUCGCCAACCUCGUCACGCCGUCCCCAUGAUCAGUAACGUGCGUUCCUGGAUGUGUAUUCAUUUUUGUGGCAGGGGUGUGCCGCGUCUCGGGUUCGGCAUCGUGAUCCAGGGCAAGUCCGGGAUGGGGCCGAGUGAAAUGCUGGGAGUAGGGGCUGGCGACGUCACUCUCCCGGAGGACUGGGGCUAUCCUUUAGGCUCGGGGCCUGUCGACAUCGGUUUGGGACUCCGGGCAAUGACGAAAGCCAAGCGUCCGCAGGUUGUGUCGUUCCUGGAGGAGCUGGAGCCUGGCCUCGCAGAGGGCCUCAGGAUUCUUCGUCGUCACACUCCCAAGGGCCAGCGACUUUUCCCGUGCUCCCUGGCCCAGUACCGUGCCCUCAUAGAGACCGUGCAGGCUUCGUUCAACCUUGACUUCGGGGCGCCCAGCGGCAUCAAGGCCGCGCUCCGCAAGGGCGCCGCCGCGCAGGCCAAGGGCGAGGGCGUGGAGUCGGGCUCGGAGGCGGGCUCGUGGCUGGAAGUGGGCAGCCGGGGGGCCAGCUCGGCGCGGGCGCCUGCCGCGCCGGCGCAGAACCGAGCGGACACGCCGCCUCCGCGGACCCCAGGGGGCCUGGCCAUGGGAGCGAAUGUGAGCACGAGCGCAGCGAAGCACGUGUCGGCAGUGGCCGACGGGUCGAUCGGCCUGGUCGAGGCGGCUUGGCGUGGCGUCGACCUGCUGGACGUCCACGCGCAGGGCAGCACCGGCAGGUUCUUCGUCGAGGAUGAAGACGACUGGCCCGCCUUCCCCCAGGAGCCGGAGGUCCAGCAGGUCAUGCAGCUCGAGCCGGAGUUUUCUGACGAACUGGAGCGCCUUUUGCUCUUCUCCUCGGCCGCCAGGCCGAGGGGCGAAUUCACACACAGCGCUUUCCGUUCUCCUAAGAUGUACCAGUCCGCUAGUUUUUGGGCCCGCUGGCUUCCCAGCGGCCAUGUCGGGAUCGCCUGGGGGGUGGUCGCGAUCCGCUUCCGCCCGCAGUGGGCGAACCCAGCGCGGGGUCUGCUCGGCAUGGGCGAGACGGCCGAGGCGCCGGCCAUGGCCGAGCAGCUCAAAGUCCCGGCGGAAUCGUGCUUCCCCGCGCCUGAGCUGGACCUCGGCCCCGAGGCGCUCCGAGGCGCCCCCGCCCUCCCGGGGGGUUCCACCCGCAGACUCUCCCGCCGAGUGCGCCGCGCAGUGGCGCGGGUUGUCCAGUUUCUUUUCCCUUUCCGUAGGCGCGAGCAGCCGCGCCUACUGGAGUCAGACCGCACAGCGAAUACGGGCGACGGUUACACGAUGAAUGGCACUGGCCUGAGCUUGACUGUUGAGGAGCCGCUCGCGGGCGCGGGUGGUGGUGGGCGUUCUUGA